AUGCUGCGCUUCAUAGUGACGGUCAGCACCGUCAUCACCGGUGGCUCGGCUAUAUACUUCUACAUGCUCCACCGAAGGCUGUCGUCGCGCAUCGAGCACAAGUCGCAUCGCGGAAAACUCUCCGCGUCAUGUCCGAAGCCGAUCGAGAUGGAAUCAAUUCCAGAGACGGUCUUUACAGAUCGGUACUUUGCGCUCUAUGACCAUGCAUCGCAAUCGGUGCAGCGCCCCUCGCUUCCGAAGAAUGUCUCGACGGACCAACUGCUUACGAAACUGGUCCGUCGCAACAUGACCGCCUUUUCGCAUUUCCCUCAAGCCUUGAUGAUCAGGCUGGUCAGUCGCGCUCCGGAGGAACAGCGCAGUUUUAAGGCGUCGUAUAUUUCUUCUCUAGACUUUGAUCAAGGUGAUCUCGUAUGUGGCGUGUAUCGCGUGAUCGCGCGCAGCAAGAACAAGGUGGAAUUUGAGAUUAAGAUGAAGAACAUGGAGUUUAUCAAUGGGCGGCUCGCUAUUAGCUUUCGGGAGAUGGAGAGCGCAGUGGUGUUCUCCAGCGAGACUUUGAUGUGGAGACGGUCCGAGGAAACCCAGUCCAUGCCGCUGGAGAAGCCGCUGCUACGUUGGAUGCACGAAACGGCUAUGUGGUGGUUGAUUGAUUCGGGCGUGAGAUACUUGGUGGAAAUGGAGUCUUGA
Messenger RNA from Penicillium canariense, 684 nucleotides. RefSeq lists its product as uncharacterized. The transcript has a single exon. Bases 1 to 684 code for a protein of 227 amino acids. The record is from RefSeq and is a predicted model, not a curated record. Lineage: Eukaryota; Fungi; Ascomycota; Eurotiomycetes; Eurotiales; Aspergillaceae.